AACCUAUAACAAACAGAGAUUUAAUAUAUUUCUCUUUGACAAUAACUAAGCCAAACUUCCACGUCUCUUUCGACAACUCUCUCUCUCUACAACACGCAUUCUCGCUUUCAUAACGGCUCACCGCAUGUCCGCGUCACGGCGAUCAACGUCGCUAACUGACUCCUCCGCCGAGAUCGAGCGGAUGGAAAGCACCGGUAGCUGGGGCGACGCUCUCGACUGGUUCAAACUGGAGGUGCAGCAUCCAGCGUCACGCUCGGUUUAUAAAUGCUUGCUUGAGGCAGAGCGUGCUGUAGUCGAGGGACGUGGUGUUGUUCUUAUUAACACUAAUGAGGCAGGUACCUUGAUAGUGACUAAUUUUCGUCUUAUUUUCCUGAAGAGCGAGGGAACAGAAAAUAUCAGUGCACUUGGAACGAUUCCGCUAGCAACAAUUGAGAAGUUCAGCAAAAUGGUUGUAAAAAAUCAAUCAGCCCCUCGUCACUCUGAGAAGACUUCAUCGCAGCGUCUUCUCCAAGUCAUUGGGAGAGAUAUGAGAAUUAUUGUUUUUGGUUUUCAGCCCAAAACAAAGCAGAGACAGGCUAUAUAUGAUGGGUUAUUAAGGUGCACAAAACCAUCAAGUCCCUGGGAUCUUUAUGCUUUUAGCUGUGGACCGUCCAAAUUUACUAAUGCUAACCCAAAAGUGCGCUUGUUGAAUGAGUGCUUCCGUCUUCUCGGAAAAGGCUUUUGUAGUGCAUCAAUAGAUAUGAUUGACAAAGGGUCAUAUACACUGUCUAAUGAGAUGUGGAGAAUCAGUAAUGUAAAUUCCAACUACAUAAUGUGCCCGAGCUACCCUUUUGCCUUAAUUGUUCCAAAAUCCAUCAGUGAUGAAGAAGUGGUCCAUGCAUCCAGCUUUCGUUCCAAGGGUCGCUUGCCUGUAGUUUCUUGGUGUCAUCCUGGAACUGGAGCAGUCCUUGCACGUUCAUCUCAACCGUUAGUUGGUCUAAUGAUGAAUAUGAGGAGCAACACAGAUGAAAAGCUUGUCGCAGCUCUUUGCUCUCAACUUGGUGAUAAAAAGGGGCGGAGGAAGUUAUAUAUUGCUGACGCAAGACCUAGAAAAAAUGCUUUAGCAAAUGUGGCUAUGGGAGGUGGCUCAGAAUCACCAUCUCACUAUUUUCAAUCCGAGGUGGUUUUCUUUGGGAUAGACAACAUACAUGCUAUGCGUGAGAGUCUUUCUCGGCUUAGGGACUACUUGGAUACUCAUGGCUCCACUUCAUCAGACGGAACAUUAUCACUCUUGAGACAUGGUGGCUGGACCUGGGGUGGAGGCAAUCUCAGCAGUAUGUCUGCUUCUGUGGCAACCCUCGGUGACAGUGGUUGGUUAAUACAUGUCCAAAGUGUCUUGGCUGGUUCAGCUUGGAUUGCUGCUCGUGUUGCUUUGGAAUCAGCAUCAGUGCUUGUACAUUGCAGCGAUGGAUGGGAUAGAACUAGUCAGCUGAUUUCACUUGCUAAUUUGUUGCUUGACCCUUACUAUCGUACAUUCACUGGGUUUCAGGCGCUCAUUGAAAAAGACUGGCUAGCAUUUGGUCAUCCAUUUGAAGAGCGAAUGGGAAUGCCAAUUGUAUCUGGAUGCAGUGAUAAGCCUCUUGAUUUAUCUAGGCAAUCUUCAGUUGGGAGUUUUCCAUCAUCACCCAUGCGACAGUCAUCAGGAUCACUUGCACCUCAAGCUCCUAGUUCUUCUCAUGCGCAGAACCAAUAUUCUCCUAUAUUUUUGCAGUGGAUUGAUUGUGUUUCACAAUUAUUGCGGAUGCAUCCGUUUGCCUUUGAGUUCUCCUCGGCUUUCCUGGUGGACUUAUUGGACUGUGUGCUUUCAUGUCGUUUUGGUAACUUCUUCUGCAAUAGUGAGAAGGAAAGGCAGCUAGUUGGUGUCUCUGAAUCUUGUGGAUGCUUGUGGGCUUAUUUGGCUGAUUUGCGUUCUUCAGAGGGAAGGUCUCAUGUGCACUAUAACCUUUUUUAUAGUCCUCUGAAACAUAAUGGCCCAUUGUUACCUCCAGCAGCAGCUUUAGCCCCGGCUCUAUGGCCCCAGUUCCAUCUUCGGUGGGCUUGUCCUUCAGAAGCCCAAGCUGGGGAGCUUGAAGCUCAAUGCCGGAAUAUGUCUUUAAAAUUCUCUGAACUACAGAAGGCAAAAGAAGGAGCAGAGAAGAAAGCUAAAGAAACCACAAAUGCCAUGGAAUCAUUAUCUGCAGAACUACAGAAUGAGAAGCGACUCAGUAGCUCUGCUAUGGCAUUGGCUAAGAGGGCGAGCAAGGAAAGUGCAGUCAUAAAGCGAGCCAUACAGUCAGUGGGAUGCAAAGUUCAUUUUGAUGCUGGUGGUGAUACUACUGUUGAUAUCGAGACCAACCCUAUGGGAAUUACACGGGAAUCUAUUUCUCACUCAAGAAGAGAAUCUGAUGGUAUUGUCCAGCAUCAAUACAAUUCAGAUUUAUCGAUUUCCAUUUCAGCAGCGGCAGAUGAUGUUGUUUCCAACAAUCCACUCAAUCGAGUGUGUGAUGCUAUAUGCCCUUCACGCUCAAGAGAUGGAGGCUGCCGGUGGCCAGAGGCUGGUUGUGCUCAAUUAUGUAGUCAGCUUAUUGGGGUGAAGGCAAACUACGAUGCAAUUGAUAGUCUCUCUAUAUACGAAACUUAUUUUGACACAAGAGGAGAAGGGAAAUAGAGUUUAAAGAGAAGUUUGAGAUUUAUUAUAGCUCUCAAGCAACUCAAGCGUAGGGUCAGUGCAGAACCCUCAGAUUUUGUAAUCGGGACUGUUCAUACGGAGAACAUAGAGUUAGGACCACACUAUCAUUUAGCGUAGCUUGUUUUCCCUCACAGAAGAAAAGACAAGCAAAGCUUGAUGUGAUGAUGCAGUGAAAGGCAGAUGUAUAUCAAAGGGGCCGGCUUUUCAUCUAGUUUGCUGUACAGAUUUCAAACAAUUUUAACAUUUCCAUUCUGUUUUCUAUCACCAUAAAUGUAUAGAGCAAUAUUCAUAACAUGGGACCUUCUUCAUUGUUCGUAAUAAAGAUCCCACAAUUUUAUGUUU
Populus euphratica (Euphrates poplar) is the source of this 3049-nucleotide messenger RNA. It is a transcript of the gene MTM2, whose product is annotated as Myotubularin-like phosphatases II superfamily. Gene Ontology annotation, biological process: phosphatidylinositol dephosphorylation. The transcript has 20 exons. Gene Ontology annotation, molecular function: phosphatidylinositol-3-phosphate phosphatase activity; phosphatidylinositol-3,5-bisphosphate phosphatase activity. Gene Ontology annotation, cellular component: cytoplasm. The coding region runs from base 125 to 2686 and encodes 853 amino acids. NCBI's taxonomy places the organism in Eukaryota, Viridiplantae, Streptophyta, Magnoliopsida, Malpighiales, Salicaceae. The record is from RefSeq and is a predicted model, not a curated record.